CUAGUAUACUUGAGGAACUACAACUAGAGGUCUACGCACGACGCCAUGCUGAAAAGAGCCAUGGCUAUUCUGAAGCUGGAGGAGUACCGACAGAAGAUCCGCACAGAGCUGAACAACGUGAUGGACUUCUGGCUUAAGUACUCCCAUGACACCGUCUACGGCGGCUUCUUUAAUUGUAUCGGAAAGAACGGAAAGGUGUACGAUGAACUGAAGUAUGUCUGGCUGCAAGGUAGACAGGUGUGGAUGUACUGUCGCCUGUACAGAACACUGGAGCGUUUCCACAGGCCUGAAAUCCUGGAAGCAGCCAAAGCCGGAGGGACGUUCCUCAGGAAGUUCGCUCGUGUUUCUAGCGGCAGUGGUCAGUGGAAGUGUGCUUUCUGCCUGACACGAGACGGUCAAGCAGUGAAAGUACAAAGGACCAUAUUCAGCGAGUGUUUCUACGUCAUGGCCUUAGACGAACUCAGCCGAGUCACCAGAGACGAGGACAUGCGGAAAGAGGCUGAACAGAUGAUGGCGCAGCUCAUCUUCUGGGUUCGGGUUGACCCAAAAGGUCUGGGUCGACCCGAGCUGGCCGGAGACACGCCCACCAGCAGCAUGGCUGUUCCCAUGAUGCUGCUGUGUUUAGUGCAGCAGAUCACAGACAGCCGGGAGCAGGACGUUGUGCUAAAGUACAUGGAGCUGGGCAGCUGGUGUGUGCAGCAGAUACUCCAACAUAUUCAGAGGGGGGGCACAGCUAUCUUAGAGAACGUGUCGCCGGAGGGAACAGAGUUACCAGGCUGUCAAGGCCGGCUGCAGAAUCCAGGCCACGCCCUGGAAGCAGGCUGGUUCCUGCUGGAGCACGCCAAGCAAUCGGGAGACCAGCAGCUGCAGGCCACCGCCAUCCACAAGUUUGUGGAGUUACCCUUUAAAUGCGGCUGGGACCGAGAACAUGGCGGCCUCCUCUACUUCCUGGAUGUGGAUGGCCACUGCCCCACACAGUUGGAGUGGAACAUGAAGCUGUGGUGGCCUCACUGCGAGGCUCUCAUCGCCUUCCUCAUGGCCUACAGCCGCACCAAAACGCCACACCUGCUGGAGACCUUCUCUCAAGUGUUUGAAUACACCUUUAGCCACUUUUCUGAUGGCCACAAUGGUGAAUGGUUUGGCUACUUGUCGCAAGAUGGCAAAGUCGUACUAGAUUUUAAAGGAGGCCCCUUUAAGGGACCCUUCCAUGUUCCUCGCUGCCUGUAUUUGUGUGAAGGUCUUCUGGAUGAUCUGCUGAAGAACACAGCUUGACCUUUCCUCACCGUUAUGCUUUUCUUUGUCUUUUUACAAUCAGAGGGAACAACAAAGCCAGAAUCUUUUUUUAGGCAUCUUAAAUAUGUAAUUGUAUGAUUAAAUAACCCCCCGCCCCCUCACCCCUGAUGACUCAUUUAAAGAUGGGAAACUGUUUUUUUAUUUUUUUUUAUUUUAUUGUUGAUUAACGAUAAAUAAAUCAGCUUAUCAAAUCAGAUCAAAUCAAACGUUAUUUAUAUAGCACUUUUCAUGCACAGGCAAGUGGCAAACACAAAGUGUUGUACAAAACUAAACAAAAAUAAUUAUAAUAGAAGAAAAGUGGAAAACACACACAGCACUACUGACAAUAGGUAUAACACUGAAGAUUUGAGGAAAUUUUUAGUUAUUCUCCACACUGGAGAAUAACUAAAAUGAACGCCAUUUAAAAACAUAUAUAGUAUAAAACAUCUGAUAAAAUAUAUGUAAAAAAUACAAUCUAUUAUAAUAAUUCAAUUAUAAUCUAAAUAUUACAUCAUUAAGUUAAUAAAAAAACAUAUUAUUGAGAAAAUAAUAGUGUAAAUAUUAUUGAUUAAGAUAGAAAACAACACAAUAAAAUAAUUAAAAAAAACAGAUGAUCAGUAAAAAGCCUGAUUAAAAAGGUGUGUCAUUAGCCUUUUUCUGUUUUUAAUUUAAACGCUAUCUGCAGCCCUGAGGACCUUAGGGUUGAUACGGUAAAAAAAAAAAAAAGCAGGUCAAAUAGAUAAGAAGGCGAAUGGCCAUUAAGAUAUUUAAAAACUAAUAGUACAACUUUAAAAUCCACCCUGAAGCGGACGGGGAGCCAAAGCAGCGACUUUAAAACUGCUGUAAUGUGCUCCCGCCCUCUGGUCCUCGCCAGCGUGUAAGUAUACAAAAAUAACAAAGCAGUUAUCAUGUUGCCAUGGAGAGAAAGUGAGCACCACAAGAAAAACACUCAAACCUUAAAAAAUAUAUAUUUGUUAUUUUACCUGUAAAUACUAUACGUCCAAGGCUAUGAGUUAGACAUGACUGCACUUAAGCCGCAUUUUCAUCAUUUAUUGAGAGACACAUCCAGGAUGUUUAUUAACCCACGACACAUUGUUACGAUACAAUCAAACAACAAAAUCUGCAACAAUCAAAGACUUCAAAUAUGUUUUAUUGACAAACAUAUUAAGUGGAGAGCCCCUCCUUAU
Molecule: messenger RNA, 2459 nt
Organism: Entelurus aequoreus (snake pipefish)
Lineage: Eukaryota; Metazoa; Chordata; Actinopteri; Syngnathiformes; Syngnathidae
Gene: renbp
Product: renin binding protein
Exons: 11
Coding region: 46-1272 (408 amino acids)
Biological process (GO): carbohydrate metabolic process; N-acetylglucosamine metabolic process; N-acetylmannosamine metabolic process
Molecular function (GO): peptidase inhibitor activity; N-acylglucosamine 2-epimerase activity
Source: RefSeq, a predicted model, not a curated record